This is a messenger RNA of Pteronotus mesoamericanus, 1545 nucleotides long. RefSeq names its product zinc finger protein 277 (gene ZNF277). The record is from RefSeq and is a predicted model, not a curated record. Bases 33 to 1514 code for a protein of 493 amino acids. The transcript has 12 exons. NCBI's taxonomy places the organism in Eukaryota, Metazoa, Chordata, Mammalia, Chiroptera, Mormoopidae.
CCGCGGGCCUCCCUUUUCCUCUCGGCGGCAUCAUGGCUGCUCCCUUGACCCUGGGUGCUGCUACCCGAGGCGAGGAGGACGAUGACUGCAAUCGCAGCGGAACCGGGGCUCUAAGCAACGAGGACAGGAAGGAUUGCAUCCUGGAGCCCCUGUCCCUGCCAGAGAGUCCAGGUGGCUCCGCCGAGUUAGCAGGGUCUCCAUCUGUGCCUUGUAUUUUCUGUGAGGAACAUUUUCCUGCAGCUGAGCAAGACCAGCUUCUGAAGCACAUGAUCAUCGAGCACAAGAUGGUCAUAGCUGAUAUCAAGCUGGUUGCCGACUUCCAAAGGUACAUUUUAUAUUGGCGGAAAAGGUUCACUGAGCAACCCAUUACAGAUUUUUGUAGCGUGAUAAGAAUCAACUCCACAGCCCCACUUGAAGAACAGGACAAUUAUUUUUUGUUAUGUGAUGUUUUACCAGAAGAUAGAGUUCUUAGGGAAGAGCUUCAGAAACAGAAACUGAAAGGGAUUCUGGAACAGCAGCAGCGGGAACGGGAUGAUAACAGUUUCCGUGGCGUCUGCAUGUUUUGCAGUGAGGAAUUCUUCGGGAACAGAUCUGUCCUUUUGAACCACAUGUCCAGGGAACAUGCCUUCAACAUUGGACUGCCCGACAACAUUGUGAACUGCAGCGAAUUUCUGCACACAUUACAGAAAAAGCUUGACAACUUGCAGUGCCUGUACUGCGAGAAGACCUUCCGGGACGAGAACACCCUGAAAGGCCACAUGAGGAAAAGGCAGCACCGCAGGGUCAAUCCAAAGAACCGCGAGUACGACCGGUUCUACGUCAUCAACUACUUGGAACUUGGAAAAUCAUGGGAAGAAGUUCAGUCGGAAGAUGACCGGGAGUUGCUGGACCAUCAGGAGGAGGACUGGUCUGACUGGGAGGAGCGCCCUGUCUCUGCCGUCUGCCUGUUUUGUGAAAAGCAAGCAGAAACCAUCGAGAAACUGUGUGUCCACAUGGAGGACGCCCACGACUUCGAUCUCCUCAAAAUCAAGUCGGAACUUGGACUGAGUUUCUAUCAGCAAGUGAAGCUGGUCAACUUCAUCCGGAGGCAGAUCCACCAGCGCCGCUGCUACGGCUGCCACGCGGAGUUCGCCACCAGCGCCGCCCUGCGGAGCCACCUGGGGGAGGCCAAGCACGCCGCCCUGCUCCCCGCCGCGGCCACGUGGGACCAGCCCGAGUACUACUUUCCCACCUACGAAAACGACAGUCUGCUGUGCACGCUGUCUGACAGCGACAGUGACCCAGCAGCCCCGGAGCAGAAGGGGAAGGUGCCCGUCAUCAGCGAGGACACGUCCCGGCUGCAGGCCCUGAGGCGGAGCAGUGUCCUGAACCGGCUGCUGCUCCCGGAGGCGGCGCCCGGCCCGAGGGGGCUGCCGCGGCGGGCGGGCCCCGCGCCUCCCUCCGGAGACGGCGGGAAGGGGGCGCGCAGGCGCGGACCGCAGCCAAGGAGCAGUCCUCGGCGAAGCAGGCGUUAACAAAAUAAAAGUCUGUUGUUCAAAAAAGAAA